Messenger RNA from Eublepharis macularius, 2581 nucleotides. RefSeq names its product monoacylglycerol O-acyltransferase 3 (gene MOGAT3). Gene Ontology annotation, molecular function: diacylglycerol O-acyltransferase activity. The transcript is spliced from 7 exons. NCBI's taxonomy places the organism in Eukaryota, Metazoa, Chordata, Lepidosauria, Squamata, Eublepharidae. The record is from RefSeq and is a predicted model, not a curated record. Gene Ontology annotation, cellular component: endoplasmic reticulum membrane. Gene Ontology annotation, biological process: triglyceride biosynthetic process. The coding region runs from base 123 to 1088 and encodes 321 amino acids.
GCCGGCAGGCGGGCCACGGAGGAGCGGGGGCGGCAUCCCGAGGGAGCGGGGCCCCUGGCAGCAGCGCCGGCUUUGUGCUGCAGGGCUGCCCGGGAGGCGAGCGGCAGCGGCGGGCGAGGAGGAUGGCCCGCGCCCGGGCGCACCUGGCGGCGCUGAGCGUCCUCCAGUGGGUGAUGACCUUCCUCUUCUUCGGCCUCUUCUUCACCGGCCUCCUGAUCUACCUGCUCUUCACCUCCUACUGGUCUGUCACGGUCCUUUACGUUGCUUGGUGGAUCAUGGACUGGGAGACCCCCGAGCGAGGUGGUCGCCGUUGUGAGUGGAUGAGGAGGUGGAGGCUCUGGCAGCUCCACCGGGAUUAUUUCCCCAUCAAGCUGGUGAAGACAGCAGAACUGCCCCCCACUCGGAACUACGUGCUGGGCUCUCACCCCCACGGCAUCAUCUGCGCGGGGGCUUUCUCCACCUUCUGCACAGAGGCGACCGGCUUCUCCCGGACCUUCCCUGGCCUCAAGUCCAGCCUCUGUCUCCUCAGCGGGCUCUUCCACAUGCCUGUGUACCGCGAGUAUAUGAUGAGCUCAGGCAUGGUGCCGGUCAGCAAGCGCUCCUUGGACUUCCUGCUGCGGGGCGGCCCGGGCCACGCGGUGGUCAUCGUGGUGGGGGGCGCGGCGGAAUCGCUGGACUGCAGCCCCGGGGAGCAGCGCGUCCGCCUGCAGGGGCGGCGAGGCUUUGUGCGCCUGGCGCUCCAGCACGGGGCCGCCCUGGUGCCGGUGUACUCCUUCGGCGAGACCGACCUCUUCCGGCAGCUGCAGUUCGCCGACGGCAGCCUCGCACGCCGCCUCCAGGAGGCCUUCAAGCGGUGGGCCGGCUUCGCGCCCUGCCUCUUCCGCGGCGGCUCCUGGGGCCUCCUGCCCUUCGCCGCGCCGGUCACCGUCGUGGUGGGGGCGCCCAUCCCGGUGCCGCGCCGCCCGGCGCCCACGCAGGAAGAGGUCGCGCACUACCACGGGCUCUACGUGGCCGCCCUCCGCGCGCUCUUCGAGGCCCACAAGGGCGCCUGCGGCCUGGCCCCCUCGCAGCAGCUCCUCGUCGCCUAGCCGGCUGCCCCCCAGCAGCGAAGACGCCCGGCCCAGCCCGCAACGUGGGAGGCCGCUCCGCCCCAGCUCCGACCGAAGCUUCCUAAAAGGGACGCCGUCCGCCGGGGAGGGAGAAAAGGGCCCGCUACAGGCACCGCUGGGAUUCGAACCCAGGAUCUCCUGUUUACUAGACAGGCGCUUUAACCAACUAAGCCACGGCGCCGCCUGCUGGCUGUCUGCUCGGCUGCCGCGGCAGUUCUCCGCACGAGCGGCGGGGGGGGGGGCAGGGCUGUCCGCGCCGGAGUCCGCCCGAGAGGCGCUCCGGCGGCCUGGAUCGGGUAGCGGCCGCUCUGUUGUGGAGGGGAAGGCGGUGAAGCGCGCCCCUUGGCAGCCCAGGGGCGCCGUUUUGCGCGCGCCACCGAAGGGGAUCUCAGGUGGGGAUGUCGCUGAGCACCCGCAGAGUGUAAAACAAACGUCCCAGGCGCUGGAGCGCCAGCGCCUCACUUCCAAAAGAAGUUUAGAAAACUCCAACGCUGACCCCGACGUGAUUCGAACACGCAGCCUUCUGAUCUGGAGUCAGACGCGCUACCGUUGCGCCACGAGGUCAUCGCUGCUUUGAUUCAUCGCUACUUUUACUCUCUACGAUGGCUCCCUGUGCUUCCUGGGUGCCUCCCUCGUGCCUCCCCUACUUCGUGCCCGCUGCCCGCUGGGGCCCAGGACUAUGCCCGCUGCCACCUUUUGAAGAACGGCGCUUUCUCUGGCUGCAUCCUCCUCCUCCUUGGGGCCCCGGAAGCCCUGGCAGGAAGGAACAAGCCCGGCUCUGGCAGCGCACCUGUGCCCGGCUAGCCUGAAGGUGUGUGUGGGGGGGGGCGGUAGGCACAGGCCUGAAGCAGAAAGGAUCCGGGUCCCCGGGGCGCCCAAAAGCCAACCUGGUGGGCUGCUGUGGCCUAGCAGCUGAGUGGCUGGACUGCAGGCUGGCCCUCUCCUGCUCUGGCUGCCCGGCUGGAGACAGCCUCUGCUCUCAGCCCCAGCUGUAUUGGGGGGAUAAUGAUGACACUGAAUUCCUUCACUGCUCCGAGUGAGGCCCAUCUGCCUAGAAGAGCGGAAUAGAAGUGCUCAGCCGUUCUUAUUAUUUUCUUCCCAUAGCAGCUUCUUCCAUAAACUAGUCUAGGAAGGUGCCUGCUGGGAUAAGAAGGGGCUCCUCUUCCUUUGAUUUCAGUCUAGACCUGUUAGCUUUAUCUGAUGAAGUGAGGGUUGACUCAGGAAAUCUUAUCCCCUGGGAAAUUCCGUUGGCCUAGGACGGAGGCGCUCCUGAGCCUGAGCUUCAUGAGCCUUUAAUAUUUCAGGUCCAGCGGCACCUUAGAGACCAACAAGCGGCUGGGAGGGGGAUUGCACGGGAGAGUGUCAGGAAGCCGGCUGUGACACCUGCUGCAGUUAGCUUGACAGAGCAGGGGUGUGAAGUGCAGGAAAUUAGCACCUGCAAAUGCAAGGACAAACAUCUCUCGACCCUUGGG